This is a messenger RNA of Microthlaspi erraticum, 558 nucleotides long. Lineage: Eukaryota; Viridiplantae; Streptophyta; Magnoliopsida; Brassicales; Brassicaceae. The record is from the annotation of a GenBank genome assembly.
AUGCUUCGCAGUGUUGUGGGGGAAAACAUCAAGUCUUGGGAUUCUAAGUUACCACAAGUUGAGUUUGCACACAAUCACGCCAAGAAUAGAAGCUUGGGUUUUUGUCCAUUUCAGGUGGUAUAUGGAGUCGUUCCACGGGGUCCGUUGGAUCUCACAGUGGUCCCAGACUUGACGAAAAUGCAUGGCGAAGCAAAGGACUUUGUGGCUAAUUUGCAGGAAGUUCAUUCCGCGGCAAAGGAGAACCUACAGCUCUUUGCCGUGCGUUACAAGACAGCAGCGGACAAGCAUCGUCGUGAGGUCUUAUUUGCGGCGGGAGAUAUGGUUUGGGUGUAUCUCACUCGUGAUCGCCUUCCGGCUCAUGAGUACAACAAGCUGAAGUCAAGAAAGAUUGGCCCGGUGAAGAUACUAGAGGUGAUCAAUCCGAAUGCUUAUCGUUUAGACCUCCCUCCAAACAUCAAGACGGCGAAUGUGUUUAACAUGAAGUACAUGAGCCCAUUUCGCGGAGACAACAACACCCAAGAUUCAGAGGCGAAUCUUCUCCUACCUGGGGAGACAUGA